CAGCGGCUGGACCCGUUACCCCUCCUCCAGCCCCGGCAUGCGGCCUGGCGACGGCGGCUGAAGCGGCGGCGGCGGCUCCUGCGAGGCCAUGCUGCCCCGACCGCCGUUCCCCGGCGAGGGCAGGCGAGUAGUCCCCGCGGGCCGUAGCCGGGCCCGGCCGCGGGGUGCCGGCGGUGGCACGGUGCUGCUGCCCUCCAUGCUGAUGUUCGGCGUCAUUCUGGCUUCCAGCGGGCUGCUGCUGAUGAUCGAGAAGGGCAUCCUGGCCGAGGUGAAGCCGCUGCACCCGGCCGCCGUGGAGGGGGCACGGCGAGGCCAUGGUGCUGGUGACCGUGGUGCUGGUGAGGAGGCCCAGGGCGAGCUGGAGUACCAGGUGCUGCGGGACAUCCGUAACCGCACCAUCCGCACCGUCUGCGGGCAGCGGGCCAUGCCCCGCAGCGUCUGGGAGCUGCCGGCCGGGCAGCGGCGCACGGUCCUGCGGCAUCUCCUGGUCAGCGACAAGUACCGCUUCUUGUACUGCUACGUGCCCAAGGUGGCCUGCUCCAACUGGAAGCGCAUCCUGAAGGUGCUCGACGGGGCGCUAGAGAGCGUCGACGUCAAGAUGAAGAUGGACCACAAGAACGACCUGGUGUUCCUGGGGGAUAUGAAGCCGGAGGAGAUCAACUACCGCCUGAAGCACUACUACAAGUUCAUCUUCGUGCGAAACCCUAUGGAGAGGCUGCUCUCAGCCUACAGGAAUAAAUUUGGGGAGAUCAAGGAGUACCAGCAGAAGUACGGGGUGGAGAUCGCCAGGCGCUAUCGGAAGAACGGGGGGAAUUCAGCAGGAGACGACGUGACCUUCUCUGAGUUUCUGCGCUACCUGCUGGACGAGGACGUGGAGAGGAUGAACGAGCAUUGGAUGCCCAUCUACAACCUGUGCCAGCCCUGCGCCGUGAGGUACGACUUCAUCGGCUCCUACGAGCGGCUGAACGCCGACGCCAACUACGUCCUGGAUCGAGUGCAGUCGCCCUCCUUCGUGCGCUUCCCCGAGCGGCAGUCGUGGUACAAGCCCGUGACGGCCGAAACGCUGCAGUACUACCUGUGCAACACCCAGCGCCGGCUGAUCAAAGAGCUGUUGCCAAAAUACAUCCUGGAUUUCUCCCUCUUUGCCUACCCCCUUCCCAACAUCACCAGCGAGUUCUGCCAGCAGUAAGGACAUGGCAGCUGGGAACAUGGUUUGAUGGCCAUGGUAGUCUUACAUUGACAGUUGGACUCAUGACCUUAGAGGUCUUUUCCAACUGAAACAGUGCUGCAGUUCAGUGGUUCCAUGAGCUCUCCUGCUCGUGAUGCUGCGAAGCACAGAAUGCACCGGGUUGGAAGGGACCCUUGAAGGUCAUCUCAUCCCAGCCCUCCUGCAGCCAGCAGGGAUGUGGCCGUUUAGAUCAGGUUGCUCAUGGCCCCAUCAGUUCUUACUCUGAACGUCUCCAGGGAUGGGGCCUCCACCCUGCCUUGGCUGCAGGGCUUUGCCGAGGCAGCUGUCACUGCCAGUGCCACGUUGCUGUAGGGCCUGUGAAACAUGCUCUUCUAUGCAUUAUUUCCUAAUUUUAUACCUCCUAAACACUCUUUAUAUAAACGAUUUUCUAUUGCCUUUUGCUACCAGAAUCUCUUUUCUAUUGUUCUGCUUUUACCCUGUACAUACGAUGCUGGCCUUAGCACAGCAGCCUUUUGUACAUCAAUUCUGCUUGAAAUUCUAUUUUUUUGUGUUUUAGGGUUUUUUUAGGGUGCAACAUGGAAAACAUCUGCAUGGAAAUUGAGGAAUUGAUCUGUUUAAAGUAUUUUUUUUCCUCUUUGUUUUUGGUGUUUUGGGCUGGAGUUGCCAUCAUGACAUAGGGGUUGGUGUGCUGAAAACGAGCACUGUUAAAACUGCUUCUGGCUUAGUUUUUUGGGGAGGAUGGGUAGAAAAAAAAAAGAGUCUUUUAUAAACCAGGCCCUAUUUAUUAUUCAUUUUCUCAUUUGCAGAUCAUACAAUCAUAGAAUGGUUUAGGUUGGAAGGCACCUCGAGGAUCCUCCAGUUCCAACCCCCUGCCAUAGGCAGGGACACCUCCCACUGGAACAGGUCGCUCAAGGCCACAUCCAACCUGGCCUUGAACACCUCCAGGGAGGGAGCAGCCACAACCUCCCUGGGUAACCUGUGCCAGUGUCUCACCACCCUCAUUGUAAAGAACUUCUUCCUAACAUCUAGUUUGAGUCUCUCCCCUUCAAGUUUAAACCCACAGAUGGUGGUUAAAUGAAAACUGUCUUUGUUUUUUUAUUUUCCUGUGACAGUAGCACCUCUGUGCUUUAUUAUUGUUGUUAUUAUUAUUAUUAUUAUUUACCAUUGAAUCAAAACUAGUGCUAGGAUAAUGUUCACCUUUUUGUGGUUCUAAGGUUUGAAAGCACCAAUUCUUUACCCAGCGCCACACGCUGGAUGCAGUAUCUAAGCCAUAACAACUCAUCCUUCCCUCUCUCUCUCGUGCAAUGUGAGCAAUACAGAUUUCUGAUGAGACCAAAAACUAUCCUGGGACAGAAAGCCACAGAAGAAAUGCCCACAAGGUGACAGCUCCCAGCCUUGUCAAGUGUCUGUGUGCCUGUGUGCCCACAAGCCACUGUGGAAAAAAGCUUUCUCCAGCCAUGUUUGAAACAAUGGCAGUCUGGGGAUUAGUUCUCCCUCCUUUGCACACCAGUUUUGUAGCUCCUUGUGUUUGAUGAUGGCUGUUAGGUUGGAAGAGUUUGAGAAGUGAUGUAAAAUGUUGCUCCCAGGGGGCUGUGUUCUCCUCUCUAAUAAAGAUUUUGUAUGAAUUA
Pogoniulus pusillus (Red-fronted tinkerbird) is the source of this 2817-nucleotide messenger RNA. It is a transcript of the gene CHST14, whose product is annotated as carbohydrate sulfotransferase 14. The transcript has a single exon. The record is from RefSeq and is a predicted model, not a curated record. Gene Ontology annotation, cellular component: membrane. NCBI's taxonomy places the organism in Eukaryota, Metazoa, Chordata, Aves, Piciformes, Lybiidae. Gene Ontology annotation, molecular function: sulfotransferase activity. Gene Ontology annotation, biological process: carbohydrate biosynthetic process; dermatan sulfate proteoglycan metabolic process. Bases 89 to 1189 code for a protein of 366 amino acids.